AUGUGGAAGUCAGAGGACAACUUUGUAGAGCUGGUUCUCACUCAUUUAUGUGGAUUCCCAGGAUUGAACUCAGGUUUGCACAUUUGUGAAGAACUAUACCCAGAGUCACCUCUUCAGUCUAAUGUACUCUUUAAACAAUUUUUUCUUUUGCUCACUCCAGUUGGCAUGAAAGUAAGCCCUUGACUGAGUAUGGGAAGGUUUUGGUAUUUCUGUGCAAGGAGGACCUGGCCCUGCCUGGGUCAGAGAAGGCUAUCUUAGGAAUCCAGAUACCAUAGUCUGUUCCACAUUUCCUCUAAAGGUAUCUAUCAUCUAAACCCUCCCUUCACCCAAAGCCAAAAUCACCUAUCUUCUGGAAGUAUUCAUUGAUCUCUGGUUCCUUAUUUAUUUCUAGUUUUAAGUUUUACUUGUUUUGUUUUAGAUAAUAUGGUACUAUGUAGCUCAGGCCAGACUUGAAAUCUUGGCAAUCCUCCUCCUUGGCAGUCUCCCGACUGUUGAGAUCAUAGGGGUGGGCUACCACGAAGGGCUGUAUUAUUUAUGCCUAAAAUUUAGUAACACACAUAUAGCUUUAAAAUUCCUGUUUCACAGGUGUUUCCAGGGGCAAAUGUUCUUCAUUCUAUAGUCCUAUCCAGAGUCUCUGUGGCCUUAGGUACUAACUUGCCCGUUGUAUGUUCAUCCACAUCAAAUACUCUAUUAGUCUUGGGGAACUCCUCAGGCUGCGGGGGUGGCAGUGUGGAGCUGCGUCCCUAUCCCCUCACCGCCGAAGCCCUCCAAGCCCGGGUUCCAUCCCGCCAGGCAUGUUGCACCCUUCCUCAAGACUGUUUGCAUGUCCCUUCUUCCCAGCAUUCCACUCGCCACAUUAUCUCUACUGCAGUACCUGUCCCUGUCCUUCACAGCUCUGGACAGGACUUGGGGUUACAAGUUCACAAGUGAAUUUCCGAAUGCCCCUCCGGAGAGGAGAACGGUUCUCCACAAGACAACUAGCCAUCUUAGCCUCAAAGUUCAGGGAAGAAGACCACUACUCCCAGAAGCCCUUUCGCCGUGGGUCAGAGCUUUCCUCUCCCAAGAGCCUCCGCGCGAAGAAGAGCAUGCGCGAAGCGGCUUACGUGGCCUGAGUACGUGGGCCGGACUUCAUCUCCCAGCGGGUCGGAGGGCAUUCUUCAUCUCCUCGUGACGGGUGACUUCCGGCGUGGAGGGGCGGGGUUGCGCGCGCGACUGAGCCAGCAGCUGGAGCUGUGAGGGGAGAGGCCCAGUGGCCGCUAGGCGCUGGCCGCCAUGGAGGCCGUGCCCCGAAUGCCCAUGAUCUGGCUGGACCUGAAGGAGGCGGGUGACUUCCACUUCCAGCCAGCGGUGAAGAAGUUUGUCCUGAAGAAUUAUGGAGAGAAUCCAGAAGCCUACAAUGAGGAACUGAAAAAGCUGGAGUUGCUCAGACAGAAUGCUGUUCGUGUUGCUCGGGACUUUGAGGGAUGCAGUGUUCUCCGCAAGUACCUUGGUCAGCUUCACUACCUUCAGAGUCGGGUGCCCAUGAGCUCGGGCCAGGAGGCUGCUGUUACUGUCACCUGGACUGAGAUCUUCUCAGGCAAGUCUGUGGCCCAUGAGGACAUCAAGUAUGAGCAAGCCUGUAUUCUCUACAACCUUGGUGCACUGCACUCCAUGCUGGGGGCUAUGGACAAGCGGGUGUCUGAGGAGGGCAUGAAAGUGUCCUGCACCCACUUCCAGUGUGCAGCAGGUGCCUUUGCUUACCUGCGUGAGCACUUCCCACAGGCCUACAGCGUUGACAUGAGCCGACAGAUCCUCACUCUCAAUGUGAACCUCAUGCUGGGCCAGGCUCAGGAGUGCCUGUUGGAGAAGUCAAUGUUGGACAACAGGAAGAGUUUUCUGGUGGCCCGCAUCAGUGCACAGGUGGUAGAUUACUACAAGGAAGCAUGCCGGGCCUUGGAAAACCCUGAUACUGCCUCCCUGCUGGGCCGGAUCCAGAAGGACUGGAAGAAGCUGGUACAGAUGAAGAUCUACUACUUUGCAGCUGUGGCUCAUCAUACUGGAGGUGGUCUUCUCUGUCCCACCCCUGCCCACCUCAUCCUCCUCCCCUGUACCAUGUGCCAGGUGGCCUACUUCCAGAGUGCCCUGGACAAGCUUAAUGAAGCUAUCAAGUUGGCCAAGGGCCAGCCUGACACUGUGCAAGAUGCACUUCGCUUCACUAUGGAUGUCAUUGGGGGAAAAUACAAUUCUGCCAAGAAGGACAAUGACUUCAUCUACCAUGAGGCUGUCCCAGCACUGGAUACCCUUCAGCCUGUGAAAGGAGCCCCCUUGGUGAAGCCCUUGCCAGUAAACCCCAUAGACCCAGCUGUUACAGGUCCUGACAUCUUUGCCAAAUUGGUACCCAUGGCUGCCCAUGAGGCCUCAUCAUUAUACAGCGAGGAGAAGGCCAAGCUACUUCGGGAAGUGAUGGCGAAGAUUGAGGACAAGAAUGAGGUCCUAGACCAGUUCAUGGAUUCAAUGCAGCUUGAUCCUGAGACAGUGGACAACCUGGAUGCCUACAGCCACAUCCCACCCCAGCUCAUGGAGAAAUGUGCAGCGCUCAGUGUCCGGCCUGACACUGUCAAGAAUCUUGUCCAGUCCAUGCAAGUACUAUCAGGUGUGUUCACGGAUGUCGAGGCUUCUCUGAAGGACAUCAGGGAUCUGCUGGAGGAAGAUGAGCUGCAAGAGCAGAAAUUGCAGGAGAUAUUGGGCCAGGCUGGGGCUGGCCCCUCUGUGGCCAAGGCUGAGCUGGCAGAGGUAAGGCGAGAGUGGGCCAAGUACAUGGAAGUACACGAAAAGGCUUCCUUCACCAACAGUGAGCUACACCGCGCCAUGAAUCUCCAUGUUGGCAACUUACGCCUGCUCAGUGGGCCACUGGACCAGGUGCGGGCUGCCCUGCCCACACCAGCCCUCACCCCAGAGGACAAGGCCGUGCUGCAGAACUUGAAGCGCAUCCUGGCCAAGGUGCAAGAGAUGCGGGACCAACGGGUGUCCCUGGAGCAGCAGCUCCGAGAGCUGAUCCAGAAAGAUGACAUCACUGCCUCUCUAGUCACCACUGACCACUCAGAGAUGAAGAAACUGUUUGAGGAACAGCUGAAGAAGUAUGAUCAGCUGAGGGUGUACCUGGAGCAGAACCUGGCUGCCCAGGACAACGUCCUCCGUGCACUGACUGAGGCCAAUGUGCAGUAUGCAGCUGUGAGGCGGGUGCUUAGUGAACUGGACCAAAAGUGGAAUUCCACACUACAGACCCUGGUGGCUUCAUAUGAAGCCUAUGAGGACCUGAUGAAGAAGUCCCAAGAAGGCAAGGACUUCUAUGCAGACCUUGAGAGCAAGGUGGCUGCCUUGCUGGAACGAACACAGUCCAUCUGUGGUGCCCAAGAGGCCGCCCGCCAGCAGCUUCUAGACAGGGAACUGAAGAAGAAGGCACCACCACGGCCCACAGCCCCAAAGCCACUGCUGUCCCGUAGAGAGGACAGUGAGAGUGCAGAGACCGGAGACCCACCUGAGGAGCUGCAUAGCCUGCCCCCUGACAUGGUGGCUGGCCCACGGCUGCCCAAUGCGUACCUAGGAACUACUACCCCACUCCACUUUCCUCCUGGCCCCUUCCCCAGCUCCACAGGCCCAGCAUCCCACUAUUUCUCAGGACCUUUACCCUCUGGAUCCUAUUCAGGCCCCACCCAGCCCAUGCAGCCCAGGGCUGCAAUGCCCAUGGCACCUGGGCCUGCCCUUUACCCAGCCCCUACCUACACACCAGAGCUGGGCCUUGUGCCCAGAUCCUCCCCACAGCAUGGAGUGGUAAGCAGUCCCUAUGGGGGUGUAGGACCACCCCCACCAGCUGUAGGUCUCCCCUCUGCUCCACCUCCCCAGUUCUCAGGCCCUGAGUUAGCCAUGGCAGUUCGACCAGCUACCACCACAGUAGAUAGUGUCCAAGCCCCUAUCUCUAGCCACACAGCACCACGGCCAAACCCUACCCCUGCUCUUCCCCAGCCCUGCUUUCCUGUGCCUCAACCUGUCCCCCAACCCGUGGCCCCACCACAGCCUCUGCCCUCACCCUACACAUACUCUGUAGGGACCAAGCCACACCUUGCAGGCCCUCCACCACAGCACCACUUUCCUCCUAGUAUUCCCACAGGCUUCCCAUCCCCCCGGCUUGGGCCCCAGCCCCCACCCCAUCCUCACCCUUCAAGAGCAUUUGGGCCACAACCCCCACAGCAGUCCCUUCCAUUCCAGCACCCACAUCUCUUCCCACCCCAGGCCCCAGGGAUCCUUCCACCACCACCCCCUUAUUCUUUUCCCCAUCAGCCUAGUAUCUUAGGGCAGCCACCACCCACCCUGCAUACUCAGCUCUACCCAGGCCCUUCUCAAGACACUCUGCCUCCCCAUUCAGGGACUCUGCCUUUCCCCAGUCCUAGGCCUCCUCAGCCGCCUCAUCCCACCUUGGCAUAUGGUUCUGCUCCUUCCUCUAGGCCACUGGGUCCCCAGGUAACCCCUGUCUCCAUUCGAGGCCCCCCACCUGCCAGCCAGCCCACCCCUAGUCCCCACUUGGUGCCUUCACCUGCCCCAUCACCAGGGCCAGGCCCAGUAUCUUCUCGGCCCCCAACAGCAGAGCCACCACCAUGUUUGCGCCGAGGUGCUGCAGCUGCAGCAGAUCUGCUGUCCUCUAGCCCUGAGAGCCAGCAUGGUGGCACUCAGCCACCUGGAGGUGGGCAACCCCUGCUGCAGCCUACCAAGGUGGAUGCAGCUGAGGGCCGACGGCCACAGGCCCUGCGACUGAUUGAGCGGGAUCCCUAUGAACAUCCGGAGAGACUGCGGCAGUUGCAGCAGGAUCUGGAGACCUUUCGGGGCCAGUUAGGGGAUGCAGGGGCACUGGAUACUGUCUGGAGAGAGUUGCAAGAGGCACAGGAACAUGACGCGCGAGGUCGAUCCAUUGCCAUUGCCCGCUGCUACUCACUGAAGAACCGGCACCAGGAUGUUAUGCCCUAUGACAGUAAUCGUGUGGUGCUGCGUUCAGGCAAGGAUGACUACAUCAAUGCCAGCUGCGUGGAAGGGCUCUCCCCAUACUGCCCGCCCUUGGUGGCCACCCAGGCCCCACUACCUGGCACAGCUGCUGAUUUCUGGCUCAUGGUGCAUGAGCAGAAAGUGUCAGUCAUUGUCAUGCUGGUGUCUGAGGCUGAGAUGGAGAAGCAAAAGGUGGCACGCUACUUCCCAACUGAGAGGGGUCAGCUCAUGGUGCAUGGAGCCCUAAGCCUGGCACUAAGCAGCGUCCGUACUACCGAAACCCAUGUCGAGCGAGUACUGAGUCUGCAGUUUCGUGACCAGAGCCUCAAGCGCUCUCUUGUGCACCUCCACUUCCCUACUUGGCCUGAGUUAGGCCUACCCGACAGCCCUGGCAACCUGUUGCGCUUCAUUCAGGAGGUGCACGCACAUUAUCUGCAUCAGCGACCCCUGCACACACCUGUUGUUGUGCACUGCAGCUCUGGUGUAGGCCGCACAGGAGCCUUUGCGCUGCUCUAUGCAGCAGUGCAGGAGGUGGAGGCUGGGAAUGGGAUUCCUGAACUGCCUCAGCUGGUGCGGCGGAUGAGGCAGCAGAGAAAACACAUGCUGCAGGAGAAACUGCACCUCAGGUUCUGCCAUGAGACACUGGUGAGGCAUGUGGAGCAGGUCCUGCAGCGCCAUGGCAUGCCCCCUCCAGGCAAGCCUUUGGCCAGCACGAGCAUCAGCCAGAAGAAUCACCUUCCUCAGGACUCCCAGGACCUGGUCCUUGGUGGGGAUGUACCCAUCAGCUCCAUCCAGGCUACCAUUGCCAAGCUCAGCAUCCGCCCUCCUGGGGGCUUGGAUUCCCCAGCUACCAGCCUGCCAGACCCUGCAGAACCCCCAGGUCUCCUACCAGCCAGCUUUCCAGAGCCUGUCCCUGUCCCAUCCUCCUCUCCACCCCAACUCUCUUCACCUCUGCCUGAGGCCCCCCAGCCAGAAGAGGAGCCACCAGUGCCUGAAGCCCCUAGCUCAGAGCCCCCCUCCUCAUCCCUGGAGCUACUGGCCUCCUUGACUCCAGAGGCCUUUUCAUUGGACAGCUCCUUGCGGGGAAAGCAGCGGAUGAGCAAGCAGAACUUUCUGCAGGCCCACAAUGGGCAGGGUCUGAGGGCUGCCCAGCCUACUGAUGACCCCCUAAGCCUUCUGGAUCCACUCUGGACACUUAACAAGACCUGAACAGACUUUGUCUACCUGAUCCUUACACUACAUCAUCUCCCAUACCACACAGGGCCUCUCUGGGUGGGCACAGCCUCUCCCAUUCCUGCUGCCUUCAGCCCUGCCUGGCCAGGCCACGCCUAUCAGGCAGAGAUGAACUGUGGGCCUUGAGUCAGGUUCUGCUCCUUUGUGGGAUCAUCGAUGUUUUUCAUCUUUUGGCUAUUGAAAUAAUAAACCUAUUCUACA
Nannospalax galili (Upper Galilee mountains blind mole rat) is the source of this 6447-nucleotide messenger RNA. It is a transcript of the gene Ptpn23, whose product is annotated as protein tyrosine phosphatase non-receptor type 23. Gene Ontology annotation, molecular function: protein binding; protein tyrosine phosphatase activity. The record is from RefSeq and is a predicted model, not a curated record. Gene Ontology annotation, cellular component: endosome. The transcript has 25 exons. Bases 1273 to 6222 code for a protein of 1649 amino acids. Gene Ontology annotation, biological process: protein dephosphorylation; early endosome to late endosome transport; endocytic recycling. Lineage: Eukaryota; Metazoa; Chordata; Mammalia; Rodentia; Spalacidae.